UCCUGCAUUAUAACGUAAUUUUUAUUGUUUAUGAAAGUAAAAAUUAUACUUAUAGUUUUAGGGUGGCUGAGAUCACAGACGGGGGGCUAAAGCAACCCUAAAAAAGGUCUAGAACCGCCCCUGGUGUACAUACACUUGUUCCAGCAUAUUCUUAUCUCUGACACUGGGGAGUGUUGCAGACAUUACACGUUGUAAAACUGACACCAAAAGUCAAAACAGAUAUCCAGUGGUUACACCCACGUGAUACUCUGAAAUCCCAUACGAUGGCUUUGAAAAAACUAAACAAUCCUCAUUAAUCUGUCAGUUUAUCCUACUGUACGAGCUGAAGGACUGAAUAUUUCUGAGCACCAUCUAGCAUGUUUAACAGCUGUGGGCGUCGGUGUCGGUCAGCCUGUGCAUGCUGCUGUAAGGAAAAUGCCAACAGGACAGAAACGCAGUACAUGUUUGGUCUGGUGAGUGUAAUAGACCAAAUAUAUACAGCAAUGGUCAAUGGGAAUGGGGAGUCUUUGAGAGGCACCAACAUUGACAGUAUAUCCCACAGUAUUGGCACCGUAAGAAAUGUGUCCAUUCAAAUUACCAAUUUCACAGACAGGUACACCUUAUCAAACCCAAGGACCUACACAAGCAGUGGAUAUUGUCUUAAUCCUCCUCAGCCUACAGUAGCAAGAAAGACCAGUGAAGCCUGCUCCUUUACCAAAACACAAUUUUCGGCACGUGGUUCUGUUGGAGUCCUGGCAUACGAGAUCCUUAACGAUGAAGAGGUCUUUGUCGGGGAACUUGUCAUAAUGUUUUCUGUGCCUUAUGACUACGUUUGGUAUAAUAACCAUUUAGCUCUUGGUAUUUUUGAAAAGCACAUUUCAUGUAAUUCUCAGCUGUUUUAUAACAUGUAUUACACGGAUGGUCCAUUCACCAGGGAAAUGGCUACAGGAAGUGAAGUCAUGUAUUCUGGACAAGGAAUCCGUGUGAAGGGAACAAUGUCUCCUGCAGGCAAGGCAAUAAUGAAAGUUGAAUUUCGAGAUUUGUAAUCACCAAAACUAGACAGACAUGAGCAAAACACUGCAGAUUCAACAUCAGGGGGUCAGUGAAGGAUGAACAUACUUUAGAUCCGGUAGCAGCGAGAAUGUAAGACCAUGUUAUUGUUCUGUAUAAAUAUAGUGAUGGAUGAACACUAGUUCAGAAAGGUUUAUGGCACUGUUGAUGAUUAAGGCUGAAGAAUGAAUUUGUAUUUACAUUUUUUUCCACCCACUACUACUUUCAGUAAUAUUUUUGCAGUUAUUGCAGUUUUCUAGUUAAAGUGAAAGAUUGUUAAAGUAAAAGAUAUUGAUACUAUGAAUUGUGUCAUUAUUAUGAUUCUUUUAAAACUCAGUACUUAAUCUCAUCAAGCAUCGCUUAAAACACAAUAUCUGAUUUUUAAUAGCUGUCGCACUUUUUUGUUGACUUUUGUGCAUACUUCAUCACUGUACAUAGCAUUUAAAGUUAAAAUUUUUCAAUUUGUUUUGUAUAUUUUUACUUCAUUGUACAAACAUUAAAUAAAAAUUAGAUAAAGUGUCUCUAUACUUGUUUUUAAUUUACUACAACUACAUGAUUACAAAAACAAAAUGGAGAUGGUUAAAGCAUUUAAACAAUCCAGUAAUUCAUAGAAUGUCUGUUUUGUUUGAUCAUUUUGUUUAUAUGUUUGUUUUUUUAUAUAUUUUUUAUGGUAAUCUGUUUUAUUAUUUCCCUUCUGUGAGUGUUGGGCCUGUUUGUGUUGGCUGUUUCUGUAUGUGAAUAUUUCUUUGUUUGAUUUUAUGUAUAGCACUUUGAGUUGUGUAUAGGGAAGUGUAUUAUAAAUAUGAGUAAUUCUAAUAAAAAAUACAGUAUUAAGUGCAA
Messenger RNA from Tachysurus fulvidraco (yellow catfish), 1869 nucleotides. RefSeq names its product DELTA-actitoxin-Afr1e-like. Gene Ontology annotation, cellular component: pore complex. Gene Ontology annotation, molecular function: channel activity. The record is from RefSeq and is a predicted model, not a curated record. Lineage: Eukaryota; Metazoa; Chordata; Actinopteri; Siluriformes; Bagridae. The coding region runs from base 357 to 1025 and encodes 222 amino acids. Gene Ontology annotation, biological process: cytolysis in another organism; pore complex assembly; monoatomic cation transport. The transcript has 4 exons.